Messenger RNA from Phyllostomus discolor (pale spear-nosed bat), 4135 nucleotides. It is a transcript of the gene CRY1, whose product is annotated as cryptochrome circadian regulator 1. Gene Ontology annotation, biological process: entrainment of circadian clock by photoperiod; negative regulation of DNA-templated transcription; circadian regulation of gene expression. Gene Ontology annotation, molecular function: DNA binding; FAD binding. The record is from RefSeq and is a predicted model, not a curated record. NCBI's taxonomy places the organism in Eukaryota, Metazoa, Chordata, Mammalia, Chiroptera, Phyllostomidae. The transcript is spliced from 13 exons. The coding region runs from base 906 to 2672 and encodes 588 amino acids. Gene Ontology annotation, cellular component: cytoplasm; nucleus.
UUCUUCACGUGGGGCCUGUGAUCACUGGGGUCCCUUCCAGGCCGGGGCGACCUGUUGGCCGAGGAAAGGGACAGAGACAGGGAGCCCAGCGUCUGGGCGAGGAUCGAGGGUUUUGAGAUUGAGCGGCUGCCGCCCCCUGGAAGCGACUGAAGUGCGAGCACAUUCGCCAGUGCGAGCCGCUGUAGUAAACACACUUCAGAAACGUGAGGUGCCGGUGGUCACGUGGGCAGCGCUUCUUCCAAUGAGGAGCCGGGGGCGGGACCAAGGCCGCUGACGCGGCGUCGGCGGCGGAGUCACCGGGCUGUCUCAGGACCGGUCACCCGCCGGCAACCGUCCAGCGCCCUCCGACCAUCGCCUCCGAUCACUGCCUCCGUGCUCCGUUCUCACUGCCGUCUCUGGGUCCAGAAGCAGCGUGGCCCACAGUGGCUGAACCCUUGCUCCUCCCGCUCGGUGGCUCGCCUCGGACGGGCCGCUUUUCCUCUAGGGCCGCCUCGGUAGGGCGAGGUUUCCGUGACGGACCUCCUGGGACUGCGGGUGCCCGCUCGGGCUGUCGUGGCUGCUCGAACUCCUGGAACUUGCUCGCCCUCUUGGGGUCUGCGGCCCUCGAAGUUAUGCGCGUCGUCCAGGCAGUCGCCGUGAGCGCCGGCUCCUAAAGGGCGUCACACGCGGACUCCGCCGACCCGGCGACCUGCGUUCAGCGUCCAGCUGUGCCUCCAGCGCCCUCUCCUCCGGUCCCUUCCUCGGGCUCAUUUUUUCCCUCCCCCACCUCUGCCGCCCUGUCCUCACUCUUUGGGUGCGGUGAUCCUCCUGGAAGCCGAGGUGUCGGUUAUGAGCUGGACCCUUGUGCCUUGAAUUUCUCGGUAGAGGAAAGUCAGCGGUGACCCGCCGCCCGCCGCGCCCCCGGGAUGGGGGUGAACGCGGUGCACUGGUUCCGAAAGGGGCUCCGGCUUCACGACAACCCCGCCCUGAAGGAGUGCAUUCAGGGCGCUGACACCAUCCGCUGCGUCUACAUCCUGGACCCCUGGUUCGCCGGCUCCUCCAACGUGGGCAUCAACAGGUGGCGAUUUUUGCUUCAAUGUCUUGAAGACCUGGAUGCUAAUCUGCGAAAAUUAAACUCUCGUCUGUUUGUGAUCCGGGGCCAACCAGCAGAUGUGUUUCCCAGGCUUUUCAAGGAAUGGAACAUUACUAAGCUUUCAAUUGAGUAUGAUUCUGAGCCCUUCGGAAAGGAACGAGAUGCAGCUAUUAAGAAACUGGCUACGGAAGCUGGAGUAGAAGUAAUUGUACGAAUUUCACAUACAUUGUAUGACCUAGACAAGAUCAUAGAACUCAAUGGUGGACAACCACCUCUUACGUAUAAAAGAUUCCAGACUCUCAUCAGCAAAAUGGAACCGCUAGAGAUACCGGUAGAGACGAUUACUUCGGAAGUGAUAGAAAAGUGCACGACUCCUCUGUCUGAUGACCACGAUGAAAAAUACGGAGUCCCCUCACUGGAAGAACUAGGUUUUGAUACGGAUGGUUUACCCUCUGCAGUGUGGCCAGGCGGAGAAACGGAAGCACUUACACGUUUGGAAAGGCAUUUGGAAAGAAAAGCCUGGGUGGCAAACUUUGAAAGACCUCGGAUGAAUGCGAAUUCCCUGCUUGCCAGCCCUACCGGACUCAGUCCUUACCUCCGAUUUGGUUGUUUGUCUUGUCGGCUGUUUUACUUCAAACUAACAGAUCUCUACAAGAAGGUAAAAAAGAACAGUUCCCCUCCCCUUUCCCUUUAUGGGCAACUACUAUGGCGAGAAUUUUUCUAUACAGCAGCAACAAAUAAUCCACGCUUUGAUAAAAUGGAAGGGAACCCCAUCUGUGUUCAGAUUCCUUGGGAUAAGAAUCCUGAGGCUUUAGCAAAAUGGGCAGAAGGCCGGACAGGUUUUCCUUGGAUUGAUGCCAUCAUGACGCAGCUGCGUCAGGAGGGCUGGAUUCACCACCUGGCCAGACACGCUGUUGCUUGCUUCCUGACACGCGGUGACCUGUGGAUUAGUUGGGAAGAAGGAAUGAAGGUAUUUGAAGAAUUAUUGCUUGAUGCAGAUUGGAGCAUAAAUGCUGGAAGUUGGAUGUGGCUGUCUUGUAGUUCCUUUUUUCAACAGUUUUUUCACUGCUAUUGCCCUGUUGGUUUUGGUAGGAGGACAGAUCCCAAUGGAGACUACAUAAGGCGAUAUUUGCCUAUCCUAAGAGGCUUCCCUGCAAAAUACAUCUAUGAUCCUUGGAAUGCACCAGAAGGUAUCCAAAAGGUAGCCAAAUGUUUGAUAGGAGUUAAUUACCCUAAACCAAUGGUAAACCAUGCUGAGGCAAGCCGUUUGAAUAUUGAGAGGAUGAAACAGAUCUACCAGCAGCUUUCACGAUACAGAGGACUAGGUCUUCUUGCAUCAGUGCCUUCUAAUCCUAAUGGGAAUGGAGGCCUCAUGGGGUAUUCUCCUGGAGAAAAUAUCCCAGGCUGUAGCAGCAGUGGAAGUUGCGCUCAAGGGAGUGGCAUUUUACAUUACGCUCAUGGAGACAGUCAGCAAACUCACCUACUAAAGCAAGGAGGAAGAGGCUCCAUGGGCACUGGCCUCAGCAGCGGGAAACGUCCCAGUCAGGAAGAGGACACACAGAGCGUCGGCCCGAAGGUCCAGAGGCAGAGCACUCAUUAGAAAACAUUCAGGAGGAAUACUGUUGCAGCUGAAAUUGGUGGAGACUUCAAUACUUUUUUCAGUUAAAUUAUUUUAAGAUGUUCUUCAUUGAUGGAAAGCAGUUGUUUCUAAUGACAUUUCUGUGGUUUUUAACUUUUUAAUGAACUUCACAUAGGACACAUGGUAAUUUGUAUAUAAAGAACUUGGUAAAAAAAUUUGCUUAAUGUAAAUAUAAAUAACACAAUUAGUAUAGACCCAUCAGUAUAUUUUUGAUAAUUUUUCAUGUAUGGUAAAAGUUAAAGUGGCAAACUGAUAUUCUGACAUAAAAAAAUCAAAGUUUUAAGAGUCAGUGUGGGAAAGUAGGAGGUUUUUAGACUUUCUUAAAAGACUUUGUUAAAAUUUUCUUGACAUCAUUGUUUGCUUUAACUUCGCACUCUGUGUUAGGAAACGUGUGCAAUAAAAACCGGCAGUCACGGCCUGUGUCGUCACGGACAGGGCCUGUGCCACGGCUCCGCGUGCGCCCGUUCGACCAAACUUGUGGGAGUGUCACGUGCUGAGUUUUCUUCGUCUUCUUCCUUGUUCAUUUAUAGCCAAAUGACCUUUGUUAUUAAAGUGUAUGCAUAUACAGAAUCUUGUGUAUUUGAUGGUUCUUUUUCUUUUUUUACUUUCUGUUUGUUUGAGGAAAGGGGUGGAACGUUAGUUUGUGAGAUGUGAUUAUACAUUAGAGGGAUUCUGGUAUAAACCACGUCACCAUUUGGAAUGAAGGAACAGCUACCAUAUAAACAGGUGGGCAAGAGUAGGCUUAUAGUUGUGAGUACACGAAGCACAGUUUAUGUUUUGUAUCAUUAUUUAUUAAUUAUUGUAUUAGUUUCCAUAUGAACAACUGUAAACCUCUUUUUGCCUACAUACCCCUGUAUUUAGUAAAAUAGUAUUUUUCAAAAGUAUUCCAAAUACAAAUAGUGACUUUCAAAUACUUUGUACUUUUAAAAACAAAGUUAUCUUCAAGAAAUAUGUAAAACCAAAAAGAUUUGUUUCAAGUAACAGGGGUUGUAACCAUGAGUGAGUCAGUAUAGGGUAACAGGUUAAGAAUAUGGACUCUGGAGUCAAAUACCCGGCUGUCCCACUCGUGAGCGCUGAGAUCUUGGGCAAGUGAUGACCUUGUGUGCCUUCUCCGUUCUCAUGUACCAGCGGGGGUGAGAGCGGCAUCCGCUUCAUACUGCAUGUGAAACGCUCAUGGCAGUGCCUGGCAUAUGGUAGGACGGACUAGAUCAAUGUUAGCCGCGUAGCUCACCGGACGCCGCAGCUCCGGUUAGCUGCCAUUACUGUUACUACUGUUGUUCCUGUCCUGUCUCUAGUAGGCCAAUUCUUGCCAUUAUAACAAAUAGCCUUUUGUUUUCCCAUCUUUAGUAGUGCUAGAUGUUCAGUGUGACCGUCAUAUGUAAGUGUAACUCAAGAUAAAUCUGAGUCAAAAAUCCAGAAACAAC